UGAGUCUCCGCGCGCUGUGGCAGCACUGAGGAGGCGGCCGGGGGCCGAGGGAAGCGCGGACCGCCCGCGCCGGGCCGGGCCGGGCCAUGGCGUUCCUGGCCGGGCCGCGUCUGCUGGACUGGGCCAGCUCGCCACCGCACCUGCAGUUCAACAAGUUCGUGCUGACGGGCUACCGGCCGGCCAGCAGCGGCUCGGGCUGUCUGCGCAGUCUCUUCUACCUGCACAACGAGCUGGGCAACAUCUACACGCACGGGCUAGCCUUGCUAGGCUUCCUGGUGCUGCUGCCGAUGACCAUGCCGUGGGGUCAGCUGGGCAAGGAUGGCUGGCUGGGGGGUACGCACUGUGUGGCCUGCCUGGCACCCCCCACAGGCUCUGUGCUCUAUCACCUCUUCAUGUGCCACCAAGGGGGCAGCGCUGUGUAUACCCGACUCCUUGCCUUGGAUAUGUGUGGGGUCUGCCUUGUCAACACCCUCGGGGCCCUGCCCAUCAUCCACUGCACCCUGGCCUGUAGGCCCUGGCUGCGUCCGGCUGCCCUGGUGGGCUACACCGUGCUGUCAGGUGUGGCUGGCUGGCGGGCCCUCACAGCUCCCUCCACCAGUGCCCGGCUCCGUGCCUUCGGUUGGCAGGCUGCUGCCCGCCUCCUGGUGUUUGGGGCCCGGGGAGUGGGGCUGGGCUCUGGGGCUCCAGGCUCCCUGCCCUGCUACCUGCGCAUGGAUGCGCUGGCACUGCUUGGGGGACUGGUGAACGUGGCCCGCCUGCCGGAGCGCUGGGGACCUGGCCGCUUCGACUACUGGGGCAACUCCCACCAGAUCAUGCACCUGCUCAGCGUGGGCUCCAUCCUCCAGCUGCACGCCGGUGUUGUGCCAGACCUGCUCUGGGCCGCCCACCACGCCUGCCCCCCAGACUGAGCCACCUCCUGCCCGCCAUGCCGGCCUCUCGACAGUCUUCUAGGACCAACAAUACCGUGCUUCACUCCUCCUGCUGGUCUUCGAGGGGCCGAAUGCCUGGAUGCUUCCAGCAAACAGGACUCCCCAGCUAGGAGACCUCAUCUGUUCGUCCAUUCGUCCCUGUGGACUCAUCUCUUCUACUCACACCUCGGAGCUCUGGCUUCCCCUCCCUGCCACCUUCUUUCAGGGUACUGUCCGUGUAGGCUAGAAGGAAACCUUUCCUUCCUAGGCCUCAGUUUAUCCUCUGUGACCUAUGAGGGUAUGGCCAGAGCAACUCCGGGGUCAUGUCUGGCUCUGACAGUUGGAAUCCUACCAGCCCAGAGCCAUGAGCCCACCCUGCCCAACACGUAAGGUACCUCAUGGGGGCCUUGCCCAGCCUCCAGCCCGUAUUCCUGACCUCUGUCUUUCUGCUCUGCAUACCAGCCCUCCCUGCAGCCUGAGGCUCACCCACCCCUUCUCCCUUCUGUCCGGAGACUGUGGAGUGAGGGGUUGGGGCAACAGGACUAGUCUCUUAUCCCAGGACCACGGGGUAGGAGGGCGGCUGCAGGUACUUUCUCCAGGCAGCUAGCACAGAGACAUAAAGAGCCGAGUGGCCCUGGACUCAGGGCCCCACUGGGCUGAGGGCCCCUCCCCACUUUGAGUGCCAUGCUCUGAUGGCUCGACCUACACAGUGGGGACGCGCCUGCUCAGGAAAUCUCUGCUCCACACGGCGCAUGGCUCCUACCUCCAGUCAGCUGGCUUGGGGCCUGCAUCAGGGCUCAGCCUCCGCCCACCCUGGGGCCACAUCAAUAAAAGGGGCAGGAAGCGCUGUGUUGCCCCACAAGCAAGCUUGGGUGCUCCCAAGAUUCAAAUACCUUUUAUUAGAUAUGGGUAGGCAGGAGGCACCUCUGGAGUUCCCAGAGGGACCCAGCCUCCAGGAGGAUUGGGGGGUGGCUAAAAGGUUA
Messenger RNA from Neomonachus schauinslandi (Hawaiian monk seal), 1891 nucleotides. It is a transcript of the gene PAQR4, whose product is annotated as progestin and adipoQ receptor family member 4. The transcript has 3 exons. The coding region runs from base 87 to 908 and encodes 273 amino acids. NCBI's taxonomy places the organism in Eukaryota, Metazoa, Chordata, Mammalia, Carnivora, Phocidae. Gene Ontology annotation, molecular function: signaling receptor activity. The record is from RefSeq and is a predicted model, not a curated record. Gene Ontology annotation, cellular component: membrane.